This is a messenger RNA of Cricetulus griseus (Chinese hamster), 744 nucleotides long. Lineage: Eukaryota; Metazoa; Chordata; Mammalia; Rodentia; Cricetidae. The record is from RefSeq and is a predicted model, not a curated record.
GGGAAGGAGGAGGAGGAAAUAGUCCACAGCACCCGGGGCCGGAGAGCCCACAGUGAUGCUGGCCAGGCGGGUGCUUGGGGCCUCACACAGGGCGGCACUAGGAUCGGUAGAGGCUGCUCUUGGAGGUUUGAAGUCAAUAUGGGGAAGCAGCCAACAUUUUUACUCUACUCUCCCUAAGGAUGUCACUUAUAGGGAACUAAAAAACCUAUUGAACUCCAAAAAUAUUAUGUUAAUUGAUGUUAGAGAAACAUGGGAAAUUCUUGAGCAUGGAAAAAUACCUGGAUCAAUCAAUAUACCAUUGGAUGAGGUAAGUGAAGCUCUACAGAUGAACCCAAGGGACUUCAAAGAGAAGUACCAUGAAGUGAAGCCAUCCAAAUCUGACAGUCUAGUGUUUUCUUGUUUUGCUGGAGUAAGAAGUAAGCAGGCCAUGAACACAGCAUUAUCACUGGGCUUUAACAGUGCUCAGCACUAUGCUGGAGGCUGGAAGGAAUGGGUAACCUAUGAAAUGUCAGAGAACAAACAAGAAAAUUGAGUUUUGGAAUAAGAGACUCUGUCCUUGUGUUCAUAUAUUCAAGGACAGUGGAUGAAGCAAAAGAAAACUCCAGUCUUGGCAUCAAAGGCUAAUGGAUUCUGUAUAAUCCUCAUCUGUGAACUGAAGACACUACAAAGCUCUCUAAAGUAAGAUGGAAAGCCAUUGGAAAAUCUAGAAAUACAAAUAUUGGAACUUCUAUGUUCGCAAUGUCA